Molecule: messenger RNA, 2019 nt
Organism: Cannabis sativa
Lineage: Eukaryota; Viridiplantae; Streptophyta; Magnoliopsida; Rosales; Cannabaceae
Product: glucan endo-1,3-beta-glucosidase 14
Exons: 3
Coding region: 472-1812 (446 amino acids)
Biological process (GO): carbohydrate metabolic process
Cellular component (GO): plasma membrane
Molecular function (GO): hydrolase activity, hydrolyzing O-glycosyl compounds
Source: RefSeq, a predicted model, not a curated record
AAUAUUUUUUGUAUUUUAUGCAGUUGAAAUUUAUUGGUCUAAGUAUACGAACUCAAAAAACAACACCAGUCGACACAGAAAAAUAGAAAAAGAAAGAAAAGCGAAACUCCAUCCACAUAUAUAAAUGAAGGAAACCAAUGAAGACAAAGCUUUCACCAAACGAGUUACAACAGAUACUCUUUUAUACAAGACCCAUUAAUCAUUUUCGAUCAAAUCCCAAACCCCACUCUCUUGCUUUCUUCUUCUUCUUGAAUUAGUUUUCUUGCAUACUAUUUUAACAGAAAGACAAUCUCUUUUGCAAGAGAAAAGUUUCCAACUUUCGAAAGAGAGCAUCAGCAUAUAUAUAUAUAUAUAUAUAUAUAUAGAGAGAGAGCGAGAAAGAAAGAAAGAGAUGGAGAUGAAGAGCAGAGGUUUGAGUUGUAAAGAGAGAGAGGGAGAAAAGUGUAAAAAGUAUUGUAUAUUCGUUGUUUAAUGGUGGUACACCUGAAGAAGAAGAAACAGUGGUAUUCAUUGAAGGUGUUGUUAUUUGUCCGUUAUACCCCUUUGAUUUUGGUCCACCUCACCAACCCAUAUUCCCAUCUUUACCAAAAAUUAUCAUCCUUUACUGGUUUGUACUUCACAGCCAUGAAUAGUUUGAGGAUUUUUGCUCAGAUUGCUCAACUGUUCAUGCUUUUUUUCACUCCAAUUGUUUCUCACAGAGCACAAGCAUUUACUGGAACGUAUGGAAUAAAUUACGGGAGAAUUGCAGAUAACAUCCCUUCUCCGGAUGAAGUUGCUACUCUUCUCAGAGCAGCUAAGAUAAAGAAUGUUAGAAUAUACGAUGCAGAUCACAGUGUUCUCAAGGCCUUUAGUGGGACUGGACUUGAAUUAGUAAUUGGACUUCCAAAUGGAUUCCUUAAAGAUAUGAGUGCGAAUGAGGAUCACGCGUUGACUUGGGUCAAAGAAAAUGUGCAGUCUUUCUUACCAGAGACACACAUUGUUGGAAUUGCUGUGGGAAAUGAAGUCUUGGGUGGGGGUGAUUUAGAAUUGUGGGGAGCUCUUUUGGGUGCUGUGAAAAAUAUACAUAAAGCUGUAAACAAUCUUCACUUAGCUGAUGUAGUACAGAUUACCACUGCUCAUUCACAGGCUGUUUUUGAUAAUUCAUACCCUCCUUCUUCAUGUAUAUUCAGAGACAAUGUAGUUCAAUUCAUAAAGCCGCUACUGGAGUUCUUCUCCGAGAUUGGAUCUCCUUUCUGUUUGAAUGCAUACCCAUUUAUUGCCUAUAAGGGUGACCCAGAGAAUAUUGAUAUUAAUUAUGCCCUUUUUCAGUCAACACAAGGAAUUUAUGAUCCAAAAACCAAUCUUCAUUAUGAUAACAUGCUUGAUGCUCAGAUUGAUGCUGCUUAUGCAGCUUUAGAGGAUGCUGGAUUCAAAAAGAUGGAAGUUAUAAUAACAGAGACAGGGUGGGCUUCACAUGGAGAUGACAAUGAAUCUGGUGCCACACCAAUUAAUGCAAGAACAUAUAAUUAUAAUCUGCGAAAAAGACUUGCAAAGAAGAAAGGAACACCCUUCCGCCCGAAGAAUGUUGUGAAGGCAUACAUUUUUGCAAUAUUUAAUGAAAAUUUGAAGACUGGACCAACAUCUGAGAAAAAUUAUGGACUAUUCAAGGCUGAUGGUACCAUUUCAUAUGACAUUGGGUUUCAUGGGCUUCAUUCUUCAUCGGCGAGUUCAUUGCGUUUAUCUCCAAAGGAUAUUCGAGCUCGAAGCUGGUCUCAAUGGCACUCCUUAUUAUUACCAGUUUAUGCUGCAGCACUUCUUUUGCUUUUGAGAUAAGAGAAAUUGAGGAUUAGUUUCUGAAAAAUAAGCUGAAAAAAACAAAAAUCUCUCCUUUAAAUUAGACCCCAAACCACUCAACUCACAAUGCUCUUUAAAUGGUACCGCUUCAUAUCACCUUUCCAUGCCAAAUUAAAGUAGUAAUAGAACAAUAAUUAUUGUAUUUCUUGAAAUAUAUAAAUGAAUUCCUCAGGAAAUCCAUUUCCA